This is a messenger RNA of Postia placenta MAD-698-R-SB12, 552 nucleotides long. RefSeq lists its product as hypothetical. The record is from RefSeq and is a predicted model, not a curated record. Lineage: Eukaryota; Fungi; Basidiomycota; Agaricomycetes; Polyporales; Adustoporiaceae. The transcript has a single exon. Bases 1 to 552 code for a protein of 183 amino acids.
AUGCAGAGUGGCAACCCAUUUCGUCUCUAUAUCACUCUGCACGAACGCGGCGCAUCGUCCGCUUUCCAUUGGGCGAUACUGCUCGCACCAAAGGAGGAGAGCAAGGACCCACAAGACAAAGAUUGCUACGCCUUUCACGCCGUUAAUAUCGCCGACCAUCAAUACCCGCGAGGCCCACAGGGUCAGCUUACAUGGCGCUAUCAUUCGAUGCGUACGAGUCCUCGGGCGAGCAAGAGAAUGGUGGCCCGGAUAUUGGUCACCGAGCAAUCAUGCACUACGUCGUUGCACAGAGUACAGGACUUCAUAAACAGGCUAGUGGGCGACUUGCCUAUCAAGACAGACGAGAGCGGAGCCAGCAAGACUUGGGUUUUUGACGCCUUGGAUGAAUUGCGCAGCAAAUGGGCUGAUAUCCCGAGGGUCACCUCUGACUUGGAAUCCCAAAUCAUAGCUAAGGCUGAGGAAGCUCGACGAUCCGGUGUCGAGGCCACAAACGCCCCCAUUUACGAGAUUCUGGAUGGCUUUACAUUGCAGGAGCUGGUAUGCGGAUGCUAA